Molecule: messenger RNA, 5459 nt
Organism: Gambusia affinis (western mosquitofish)
Lineage: Eukaryota; Metazoa; Chordata; Actinopteri; Cyprinodontiformes; Poeciliidae
Product: C2 domain-containing protein 2
Exons: 13
Coding region: 503-2539 (678 amino acids)
Source: RefSeq, a predicted model, not a curated record
GAGAGAGAGAGAGAAAGAGAGAGAGAGAGAGAGAGAGAGACGCAAGCCGAAGUCCAGCGGGACGGGCUGAACUCCUCCACUUCAGGAUGUUUUACUGGGACUCUUACCUCAUAUCUGACUGCCGGCCUGCGGAGUACAGGCGAACACUUUGGGAAUAGCACGCUUUGGGAAAACUUUUGGCGGCUCUCUUUGCUAAUUUGGGAAUUGCUACUUGAGCAGACGGUUGCGGAGGUUAGCCAACGAAGCUAACGAGAAUUGAAGUAAGAUAAUAAGUGCCAUUCAGCUGGGCUGUUCAACCUGGGACUACAUUCAGCUCCUUCUGUCAGAACCGGAACCUUCGUAGUACAGCAUGAAUAACAAUAUGCAGAACAUAGUUUGCAUAUCGCUGCUGUUAUCUGAUAAGGGCGAUUCGUGAUUUCGCCGUUUCAGAAACCAAAAGUGCUACUAUGAGGUUGUCGGGAAAUUUCCCGAAGCAGGUGUAUUAUUAAGCCGUGACUCUUUAAUGUUGCAAAGAAUGUCCCACUCGGAAAGUUCCAGUUCAUAUUUCGGUUUGGAGGACCCGCAGUGGCUAUGCAUGGUCACCCUGUUCGUCGCAUCCCUGGUUACGCUGGCUCUGUACUUCAUACAGUAUUUCCAUCCCGGGCUCAUAGGAAGCAGGCAGAGAGCAGCAGCUGAGGACAAUGCGGCGGCGGAGGAGGAGGAAGCGGCGGCUCUGCUGGGAUGGGCGCUGUCAAAGCAAAGCUGGAAAAGCCAAUGGAGGAGAGCGUGGUGCAGGGCUCUGAAUGAAGAGGCAACCAAGCGUGGGGGCGAUCUGCUGUUGAUGUUUGAAGAAGAUGGCGUCGAGGCACCAGAAUUGGCCGUCGGCGCCGUGUCCGGCUUUCAGAAAUCAGCCACAAACAAGUCCGCCUCCUGCAGCGUGGUUGGAGAGAAGCUUCAGUUCUCUGUCAGCGCAGCAUCCUCAGCCGGAGUGGAUCCUUGCAAAUACAUGGCAUGCAUAGCUCCAUUACAGCUGCAGCUUCAGCUAAGCAUGCAGGAAGUCCAAGAUGAGAUCAAGGUGAGCUGGGUAGUGUCCCGUUUGGAUACUGAGGGCCUGCACGUGACCCCUGACCUCGCACAGGAUGCUGCCAACACGUGGACUGCGGCGGCCGUCGAGGACCAGCUGAGGCAGCUGCUGGGUGCCACUCGUCCCUCUGUGCUGCUGAGCUGCAGGCCUGCUCAGGCCUCAGAGCGCAAGGAAGCUCAUAACAAAGCGCUGUCGCCGCCAAAGCCGCCGCGCGCCCACGAGUGGAAGCUGCUUGUGAAAAACACUCGGGUCACACUCAGUCAGGAGGAAGAUGCUGCAGGCAGCGUGAAUCCUCUGUGUGUGCUGCAGCUGGACGAUCCCCCCCAGAGGUUUAGCACCUCCGUUUUGAAGAACACAACCAAUCCUACCUGGGAGCAGCCAUUUGUCUUUGAGCUGAACGGAAGAUCAAAGGCGCUUUCUGUUCAGUUGAUGAAUGAUGGUCAACCUCCGGAGAGUUCUCUACUAGGGAAGGUGUAUGUGCCUUUUGAUCUCGUGAAGAAGCAACCCAAAGGACAGCAGACAUUUGCACUUAAGACCAAAGACUCUGUGACUGGAUCUCUUACUACUGAGUUUACCUAUCUAGAGCCCAGUGAGGUGAGGUCCUGGCAACCUCCAACUCCAGCUGCCAGUAAGAGGGUGGAGAUGGACCGGACCGUGAUGCCCUGCGGCACCGUGGUCACCACCGUCACCGCUGUGAAGAGCAAGCCAGGACGACCUCUCCCACUCAACCACACUGAGCCCGCCCUGAAGACGGUCGACAGCAAGGCCAAGCUAGCCGAGCGCCGGGUUUCAGAGCAGGUGUCCCCGCUGGGCGGCCCGGUGAGCAAGGCCUUAUCGUCCUCCGAUACGGAGCUGCUCAUGCUCAACGGGACUGACCCGGUGGCCGAAGCAGCGAUCAGACAGCUCCAUCAGUCUGCCAAGCAGAAGCUCAAAUCGCCGGUGAAGAAGAGCACCAUCAUCAUCUCAGGCAUCGCCAAAACGCCCUUGUCUCAGGAUGACGAACUCGCUCUGAUGGCGGGCUACGCGGCGCAGAUGGACGCCUCGAUGUCGGAGAGUAGCUCCACCCAGGACGUGACCACGGCAGUCGCGUCGGGUACCAGUAGCGUUCCUGAGGGGUCCGAGCCCCAGGAGGGACCCACCGGAGUCGGCCGGCCCCCAGAAGACUGGGAGAGUCAAACUGAAGAAGUGCUAGACAACACGUCGUUGUCCAUGUGUGUGUCUGAGGCGAGCUGCAAGAAAAGCAGAGGGAGCUUCCUUCAGAAGAGCGCCAAGCUCUUCUUCCGGCGUCGCCACCAGCGCAAAGAGCCGGGGAUGAGCCAGUCGCACAACGACCUGGCUUACCUGGAGUCUCCGGCCGCAGUGGAGCGGGCCAGCAGGACCGCCACGCUUAGCCGCAUGCUCAUCCGCCACAGCAAGAGCAGCAAGAACAAGAGCAAAGCUAACGGCUCGACUCCCUCGGGGGAUCCGCACGUGUGACCUCAGCCUCUCUCACAGCUACCAUCAUCACCUCUCCAUGUUAAAGAUGCACUGGCAAAACAUCAAGGCUAACCUUUCUCCCCGCUAACGCCUAGCCUGCAGACGGGAGCCGCUGCACUGUGAACAGGAAGGCUGGGACAGCCUUUCCUUGUGACGUUCAACAUAAGUACUUAUGUACUAAAGAGCUGAUAUUUUACAAACUGCAUGGGUUUACACGUGAACAAAAGCAUACUGUCCAGGGUCAUCGGCCGAUAUCAUUUAGCUUGGUUUCUUUUUAACUAUUUUUUUGUUCUUUUUUGCACUGCAGUCGGGAAUAUUAAGUGCUUUUACGGCCCCGUCACGGACCGAUGCGGGCCGUCUUGUCUUUACCUCACCGACGCAGAAAUACUCCCUGCUGUACUCCGCUGGGUUUCCUACGGCGGAUCAGCAGCACCAAAGAUGAAGAGCAGAGCGCUGCUUGGAUGAAUCGCACGAGUUGACCGUGUGAUGACACAGUUAAAAUUGUUUGCAAAGGGAGAUCAGCAUCAUCGGAUUCUGACUUUAACACUAACGUUACAAUAUGAACAGGUUGAAAAUCAUGAAAUUUGUCUUUUAAGAUGCAUUUGCAGUGGAUGCAAAAUCUCUUCAAAUCCCCCAUCCUGUUUUUUUAACUUAUUUUCUCUGAAUGAAAAAGAAAUGUGAUGAUGAUGAUAAAUGUAGUAUAGCAUGAGUAAGACAUUAAUUUGCAACCUAAAAAUGUUUCACAAGUGAGACCUAAGUACACUGAAAGCAUUGCAUAAAGGUUAUAAAGCAGUUUUCUUUUUACAAAAUUAGCUGUUUCAGUUGAAUUGGUUGUAGAGAGAUUGUGUUACCGUGUAAAACUAGCUUUUAUCACAGCAGCCUGCUUUCAGCUCGUUGUGAUAAUUCAUGUCUAGUCUUCCUAAAAGAUCCCUCCGGUUCACUACUGGUAUCAGUGGUAGGCCUGUCGCGAUAACUAAUUUUGCUGAGCGAUUAAUUGUCUCAAAAAUUAUUGCGAUAAAUGAUAAUAUUGUUUGAAGACCAUUUUAAACUGAUGUAAUGGUAACGACAUAAUAAGCCAAGAGAUAUCGUGCCAAAAAUAAAUACACUUUAUUUUCAAAAGAACAUUUAACAAUGGGACUGGUAAACGACAUAAAACCGAAGUGGAAAUAAAAACUACAUUCAACCAAUAGAGUACAGAUUAUGACGUCUAUAUACUCUCUCGCCCUUCAAUAAUCAUUACAUUCAGAUACAGAAGAUGGGCACAUCCGACUAUCUGAUGCAAUAGUUCACACUACAGACGCAGCCUGUUGAAUCAGAAAGCACGGAGGGGAAUCCCAAACAGCUGACUCAGCUCAACCCAAAGUCCAGCGACAUUGGAGAUGAUAUGUGGAAACAACAUUGAUGUUUAUUCAACAUUUUGGCAAAGAAUAUAGAAAUGACGAGGGGAGGAGUUGGAGUGAAUUUGGUACCACAGUUGAUGAACCCGGUAACUUUUCAGCUGUUCUUCGUUAACGUGACAUAAAUAGGUUGUAAUGAUUUUCAUUCAGUCAGGACGUUACGCUGACACUAGAGCCACAUGCACUGCAGAUAGAUUGUAGUAAAGCAUUGAUUAAUGCCUGGUUUUAAAUUAGUUAGCUGGACUUGUAGCCAUUAUUUGGUGCCCACUGUUGGACACCACAUGGCAGAUCGAACCCGAUGGAACCGUUAUACCUAGGAUUUCUGUCGGCUAAUGUGUGGUCUUAGGUUUUGAAAAUGGGCCGACAAUCGACUGACAGCUCUAAGAUGGUGUAGUGUGCGCUUGGCAUUAUGCUAAGGAUCUGAGCAAGGGAGGGUCAGUGGAGAGCAGCGGAGUUGAGCCUUUUUUCAUUCAGCGUCAACAGAAAGAGAAAAAGGCCAGAAGAGACGAUAAUGGCAAUAAGUAAAAUGAGGUCGAUGGUUUUCAUUUAUCGUGCGAUUAAUUGAUUUAUUGUUUAUCGCGACAGGCCUAGUCAGCGAGUGUAUUGGUGUGUCCAAAGGAAACUGAAUAAACCUUUAUCCUGCUACACAAAUCUGCCAAACUUGCCCCAGUAAUGAACCUUCAUCAUUUAUUUCAUUUAUUCAUUUCAUUCAUUUAUUUCAUUGUUGGUUUUUAAUGCAUUUCUGGAGCAAACCAAAUAGACUGGCUGCUUUGUUUAAAUCCAGCUAAUGAUUGUAUUUCUCUCUCGUUACUGUGCGUCCUUUUUUUUAACUGCUGUUUAUCUGUGAUGUCUUUGCUCAGAGGACAGAGACAGCGCUAACGGAUCGCCUUAUAGCUCCCCUGAAAACGACUUCAGCCACUUUAGGCUUGUUCCUCAGCUUUCCCCAUCUGUCAAGACUAAAGGACCGGAGUGUGUUGUUAAGGUUGCCCUGAGAGACCACCAUACAACCUCUUGCACCAUUAGCUGUGUUUGUAACCUAGAAGCCUAUGCACAUAUCUCAUUCCUGGGUGUUUACAUUAUGGGACGAUUAAAAUCACUUGUUUUGUUUUUCUUUGUCUUAAGGACAACACGUCUGCAGAGGUUGUUGGCUUCCCUGCAUCGUGGUACAUUCAUGACAGGACAGCAGUUUAAGUCUUCGACUGUCUUUUUUUUGUUUUGUUUCUUUAAGAAUCAGUCACGACUGAGGAUGGCGAAGAGAAAACCAAUUUUCUCAAAUCUCCUCCAGCUCCGCAACCCUUAACUCUUCCAGUCCUCAAGAACUUCCCUGUUGUUCAUUCACUAAUAAGCAUCAGGGUUUUGUAUGUUUAUCAGAAUGUGUAACUUUUUAUGUUUUUCUUUUUUCUUUUUUUUUAUGGUGUCUGCUCUGUGCACUGGCUGAAGUCCUGCUGCAGAAUGCCAGAUUUUGGAACUAAAAUCCAAUGAGUUAUUUAAUUUCCAGCAAUAAAUACUGAGUGACUACAUGA